Messenger RNA from Clonostachys solani, 1911 nucleotides. Lineage: Eukaryota; Fungi; Ascomycota; Sordariomycetes; Hypocreales; Bionectriaceae. The record is from the annotation of a GenBank genome assembly.
AUGGUCAAGGCACUUCCGCCUCCAAAGCCGGACAUCCCGGAGCCUCCCCCAGGCAUGGCGCUGUCCAUCGCUCCAGCAGGCCACUGCCUCUGGCUCGACGACUACGAGUACUACGACCAGUUGGGCCGUGACCCCCUUCAGCAAGCAAGAAUAUGGCUCGUCGCCGACCCAGAAGAACGGGUCAGCAAGCUCAAGGAGAUUCUGGAAAGCUACCCCAAAUCAGUCCACAGACGCAACAUGUUGUACGAAGCUGCCCUCCGCGGUGAUGAGGCUUUGGUCCGAUGCCUCGUUGCCACAGGACUGAAGGUGCACCCAGACAUUUCACCACUUUCUGAAGAAGAGGAGAGGGCCGACGAGGAAGAAAAACAGAAUGGGGAGAUCCCAGAUAGGGAUGAUCCAUCAGUGGUGCCAGUUCACGCAGCGGCCGCCCGUGGCCAUGUUGGAUGCCUCAAGAUCUUCCUGGAGGAGGGUAAAGUGGACGUGGAUGUCCGCGACAGCAUUGGGCGAACACCGCUAAUUAUAGGGGCACACGAGCCAAGUGUUGUACGAUAUCUACUUGAGCAGGGUGCUGAUCCGACUGCGAAAACAAAUGUGAAUGAUGACCUGCCCAAAGAUGAACAGGACGAAUAUGCUGGUGCCGAUGCGCUCGAGUUUGGAGCUGUCCACGGCAAUAUCGAUAGUCUGAGACUGCUGCUGGAGCACCCCCUCAACGGCUCAAAAAGGAAGAGAAAGAGCCGCGCAGGAGAAGAGCCUGGAGUGUGGGUAACCCCGUUAUCAAUCAAAGGCGCUGCGUCAGCAAGGAACGGCUUUGAAGCGCUGAAUUUUCUACUCCAAAGGGGCGGAUAUCCGACUGAGGCCCGGGACGGGCAGACAAAGUCCGAGCUGCUCACGGAGACGGAGAGGCAAGCCAUCGUGGACGCCACGCCAGGGGCAGCGAUGGAUGGACCUCUAGAAUCUCUCAAGCUGCUCCUCAGUUAUCAAUACCCAACUAGCCAGGACGGUGACAUUCUUCCCUUCGACUUGCCAGAAGAACUUCACAAACCGUUCGUUUAUGGUGCCUAUGAUGCUAUGAUAAACAACCGCCUCGACAAGUUCGAGUUUAUCAAUGGUUUUGGCAUCACAGAGCAUGAGACAAUGUCCCUUGAUCAACUUCCCGCAGGACAGAAACUCAACAUUCAGCAUCUUCUUGACAGAGCCGUCGGAGGUGGAUCUAUUGAGUGUGCGCGUUUCAUAAUCGAGAAAUACGGCGCCGACCCCAACAAGCAUCGCAACCCUCCUGGGGUGAAGCCUCUUUACGCCGCUGCGGGGAACAACAAGCAUGAGAUGGUUCGGCUCCUCAUUGAAAGUUAUGGCGCAGACAUCCACCUCGGCAGCGGGAGGUAUGCAACCGGACCGACUGCCCUAUGGAAUGCAAUCAUGCUGAAGUCCUUUGAGACCGUGGAAUGUCUCCUCUUGCAAGGCGGUCCAGUGGAUCAUGUCGAUGAGGAGAUACGCUCAAUUUCCGGUCCCAUGACGGUCAUCUUAAGAGCUGAUACCGGUAACGACAAGGUCUCCGUGAGACUUGAGACACAAGAAAAUACAAAGGAAUACCUGGCUCGCCAUAAAGGCGAUUGGCAGAAUCUUAAUCCUCCGUUUGUACAGCUCCAACUUGGGUCCGAUGACAAGGGGUGGAUUGGUAGUCUCCAAGCUCGGAGGUCGGAAAACGAGUUGCGAGAGUCCGGGGACAAUGCCCGAGAGUUCAAUAAAGACGAGCGAGUCAGUACGAAAGACCUUGGUCAGAGGGACCCGCGUAACCUAAUGGUGUGGCUUCCCACAAUUGGUGCUAGGCAAAGUGAGCUGAAGAAAGACGAUGAUCUUCUGCCAGAGUUCCAACCAUUUAUGGUGGCAGCGAAGCAGAAUGAUUCCGAUUAG